Molecule: messenger RNA, 1362 nt
Organism: Aureobasidium melanogenum CBS 110374
Lineage: Eukaryota; Fungi; Ascomycota; Dothideomycetes; Dothideales; Saccotheciaceae
Product: MFS monocarboxylate transporter-like protein
Exons: 1
Coding region: 1-1362 (453 amino acids)
Biological process (GO): transmembrane transport
Cellular component (GO): fungal-type vacuole membrane
Molecular function (GO): transmembrane transporter activity
Source: RefSeq, a predicted model, not a curated record
AUGACGGAUUCUCGAAGGUCCAGCACAUCUUCGAUCAAAUCGGAUGUCAAAUCUGACAUUGAAUCUCAAGAACUGCCAUCGGACCAGGAACGUUUUGGAAACACAUUAGAUCAGAAAGCACAAGCUCAAUCUAAGGAACAACCUUCUGACAAGACUCCUUCUACGAUACCAAAUGGCGGUCUCACUGCCUGGCUACAAGUGUUGUCCGGUUUCAUGUGCUUUAUGAGCGCGUGGGGCAUGGUCAACGGAUUUGGUGUGUUCCAGGACUUCUACAGCACUACUCUUAUACCGAACGUGAGCAACUCGGACAUCUCUUGGAUUGGCUCAAUACAAGCCUUCUUGCUCUGUAGUGCGACUGUGUUCGCGGGACCUCUAUACGACAAAGGACAUCCUCGGCUGCUUAUUGUGUUCGGCUCUGUGCUUGUUGUCUUCGGAAUGAUGAUGACAAGUCUCUGCUCGGAGUAUUGGCAACUUAUGUUAUCACAAGGUGUCUGCGUUGGAUUUGGGGCUGGAUGCCUCUUUCUUCCUUCGAUCGCCAUCAUUCCUUCCUACUUUACGACCAAGAAGGCCGUUGCAAUGGGAAUUGCUGCAUCAGGCUCGAGCUUCGGCGGUGUCAUUUUCCCUAUCAUCUUCCGUCGUCUCGAGCCUCGCAUUGGAUUUGGCUGGGCCACACGUGUUAUUGGAUUCAUCUCUUUGGCCACUCUACUUGUUCCUUGUUUCUGCAUCAAGGCUCGCGCUUUUCCAAAGACGCGCAGAAAGCUAUUGGAUUUCGCCGCUUUCAAGGAACCCGCCUAUGCUCUGUUCAGUCUUGCCAGCUUUGUAGGUUUCAUCGGCCUGUAUGUUCCUUUCUUCUACAUCUCCACGUAUGCAAGAGAUGUGUCUGGUCUGGACGACACGCUCUCUUUCUACAUGCUUCCCAUAAUGAGCGCUGGAUCGAUCGCUGGUCGAAUCAUCCCUGGCCUUGUUGCGGACAAAGUCGGUGCUUUGAACGUUCUCGGCUGUUGUAAUCUAUGCGCGAGUAUACUCGGAUUCUGUUGGAUAGCCAUUCAUCAUGCUGCUGGCGGUCUGAUCGUUUGGGCUCUUCUCUACGGUGCUCUGUCUGGUGCCUUCGUUAGUUUGCAGCCUACUACUGUAGCUUCCAUCACAGAGGAUCUUAGUACAGUUGGCGGAAGGAUGGGCAUGAACACUUUUUGUGCUUCUUUUGGCAUUCUUAUCGGUACGCCCAUCGCAGGUCUGCUUGUUGGUAGCGGCAACUGGGUGGGCAUGCAGGUGUUUUCGGGUGCCACCCUUUUGGGUGCCGCAAUCCUGGUGAUUGCCACCAGAAUAUCUAUCACCGGUCUUGAUGUUUCUGUCAAGGCCUGA